Molecule: messenger RNA, 3087 nt
Organism: Sebastes umbrosus (honeycomb rockfish)
Lineage: Eukaryota; Metazoa; Chordata; Actinopteri; Perciformes; Sebastidae
Gene: fam204a
Product: family with sequence similarity 204 member A
Exons: 7
Coding region: 136-843 (235 amino acids)
Source: RefSeq, a predicted model, not a curated record
CGGCAACGUCACAGUGUUUACCCGGAAAUGAGAGCCAGCUCUAACUGCUGCUGUCAAAUAAAUCUACAUUUUUACCCAUUUCUAACCGUUUUUAGUCCAGAUAAUUAUGAUCUGACUGUAAUCUACUGACUCGGUAUGUACAGCGGACUCCUGCCCAAAGGUUUAACCGAAGACGACCUCAGUCCAGAUGAGGAUGAGGAGGAGGAGGAUGAUGUUGAGGAGAAGAGGAGGGAGGAUGAGAAGUUGAGCUCUGCAGAGGAGAACACAGUCUCAGUGGUGGAGACACAGUCCUCUCACACUGCCGGUGAUGCACACAGUGAUUCACAGACAUGCAGUUUGCCUGGUACAUCCCAGGAAACGUGGCAAAAAUUCCAGGAUCUACGGAAGAAGAAUGACGAAAUGAAGACAAUGAAGGUCCCCUGCAGACGAAGAAAAAGAAGACGACACAAGAAAGGAGCAGAGAGUGAGGAACCUACAGAGACAAGCAGAGAGCAUCAGGAGGAACAGGAGAAGCACUGGGACGGGCUUAAGCAGCAUUUCGGUGUAAAUGAUCGAUUUCAUCCUCCUGCAUGUUCCAAACCCCCUCCAAAGUCCGGCCUAGAAAAGAGCAUAGACAGGGCCAUAGCUGAAGGGGACAUUGCAAAGGCGGAGGAGAUGAGCGACAGACUCGCCACUCGAGAGCUGGCUGUGAAAAUCGCUCAAGCCGCUGAUUGCCGUGACUUUGUGCAACGCAAACAGGAAGAGGAAGCUUUGAGGGCAGCGCAGAAAAGGAAGAACCAAAUAGCCUGGGGGUUUGAGGCUAAAAGACGAUGGGAAACCAAAAGCAACAUGGGCUUCAUGUGACAAACACGGAGGAACUGUUAUUUUUUUUUAAGUUAAUUUGAUAAAAGUAGUGUUUUUUUAAGAAGGACUGAUCCUGUUUCUUUUUAUUCUCUUUGUAUAUUUUGAAGGCUUGAGCGUGAGGGGGGAAAAGUCACACAGCUGGCGGAGGAAAAGCCAAUCCGGAGAGUACAAGAGAGAGAAAAAAUUAUGGAGCAUUCAAAUUAAUUCCUAAGGCGCCCAUUGGUGUCUGCAUUGUGUUAUUUUUCAUUACAUUUCAGUGAUUUGAGCGUUCUGGCCUUUUUUUUCUCCCCCUUCAAAUUAAAUCUGGUGUACAUUACUGGAUGAUGCGUUUAUUUAUUGCUGUAAAGUGGGUUAAUCAUGAAGGCGCUCUUUUCUUCUUCCGAGGAAGAGAAAGGAAAGAUUAGGGCUCUAAUGCAAUGUACAGGAUAAUGUGCGAUAGGAUUUGGGAGAAGAAAAUGAAAUUUGGCUGCUGUAAACAGUUGUGAGCAGUUGUAAACUGGAAGUUGAGUGAACGUUUUGGGGAUGGGGGGGUGAGACAUGAAACAGAGGCUUUGCUGUUGGCCCUCACCCAUGUUGGGAGACAUGCUAUUGUCUCUCAGCCCGAACAAGAGGCACGCGCUGUUUCUCGAAGCCUACGCUCGCCGCUCAUUGUGUGAUGAGCUCUCUUCAGCAUCUGUAAACUCGUCGAUUCCUCUCAUUCUUACUUUGAUCUUUUUUUUUGAUCUGCAGCGUUUUUUUCCUCCGCAGCUACUCGCGCUUCAUUCAGAUUCCAGGAAGUGUUAAUUGCAAACAGCAUGCAAAAAAGCACAAGCAUGAUAAUUACUUUUAUUCAUAAUGCGUGCUUAUAUAUUUUUUUUUCCAACCAUAGAAAAUGAUUGCUUUGCUUCAAGGUAAUGAGAAUUAAAAUUAAUCCCACCUAAGUUGUUUGCAUUGCACAUAUUUGGGCACUUUGUCCCCCGGUGAGUGCUCUCAUAGCUUUGCUGUGUAGGCUGAAACAGGACGAGGAAAAAUGAACUAAACAUCAGAAAUAAAAGUUUGUAGGCACUUAAUGACACAAAACACCUGAGCUGAAGAAAACCCAGAUAUGACAAAAACAAAUGCUGAAAUUUGAAAAAUCAAGCUUUUCCUAUCAUUUCACAUCCGAGCGAGUCACGUGACUGUGUGUCUGAGAAGCUGUCAGUUGGUGAGAAUUGGUGCUAAUUAAACUAUUAAUUAUCUCUGUAAUGAGACGCGAGUUAAAACUGUGUUAAGCACAUCAAAGUACAACAUGGGAUUUCUUCACUUUGAUGACUGCUAUGAAAAAUAUAUCUUGACUGAGGAGAGAGGAAACAUCAGAGAUGCUUUAUUAAAAAAGUAGUCACAUUUUAGAGCCUUCAAAAGCUUUGGAUAACUCCUCGAGAACAAAUGGUUUAAUAGUCUGUGUGAGAUUAUUGCAACUUUUUCAAUAUUCUGUAUUACAUUUAUCAUCUCAAUGGAAGAGCAUUCAAAACAAGAGGCAAAAAGCAUCUGUGAAUGUGUUUUCCAUAUGUAAAGUAGACAUUUUUUAAAGCUAGUAGUCGUCAGUGAGCACGACCAGCGCUGAUCCAAGAGCAGUGCGGCGCCGUAUCAAUAGCAUCUCACUUUAUUAAUCUCUUGGAACACAGGAUAAUGCCCUGAGCAGAGAUGAUUCUGCUUUUAAGCUGGAAAAUCCACUUUCCCCUCUCGUCUAUGUUGAGGAGCUGCUUUCAAUAGUCUGCUCCUGGAGGCCAAUCUUAGCCCCUGACCUAGGCUGAUUUGUUGUGAAACGCGGAGACAAAUUCCUUGGGCACAUGUCGAAGCACUUCUAGGAAAAGUGUUUGUUGUGUGGAGUGGGAGGGGGGGGGAUAAAAAAGAAAAAAACCAACAACAACAAUCCCAUUAAAUGGUUGGAAAGCUGCUGUUGUAUGAAAGGGAACAUAUGUUGCCGGUAACACGACAUCAGCGCUAUCGCUCGCUGUUAUCGCCGGCUAGAAGAGGAUUAACUCGAAGGCGAGAUCUCUGAGAUGCAGCUGAUAAAGGCGAGCGAUGUUGAAAACAGCUCACACCUAUAACGCGACGUGCACAUCAGACAUGAUAACGUUGCUUUGUUGGAGUAUUGUUCAGGUUUUUUGAUAACAUUUUAGCUGCGAUGUUGUGUUUUGUUGUGUAACUGUAUCUUGUUACACUUGCUCUCAUUGUGUAAAUAAAGGUUUCAAUCCAUAUUGAAUAUAUUAAAAUGUUUUACCU